CCUCCUACCAGGCUACCACUAUUUAUAGGACACCCAUAUCUCUCUUCGGAUCCUCACCUAUACUUCACUCUAUCUACCAGUCUCUUCUUCUUUGUCAAUUGUACCAAUCAAAUCAAUUAAACCACCACAAUGGCUGCCGCUGGAAAGCUUGAUGUCGAGGUGGUGCUGAAGACCAGUGCAGACAAGUUCUGGGAGACCAUUAGGGACUCCUCGACCGUGUUCCCCAAGGCCUUGCCUCACCAGUACAAAAGCAUCCAAGUCCUUGAAGGGGAUGGCAAGUCUGUGGGCUCUGUUCGCCUUAUUCAUUAUGCUGAAGCGUCAUCCAUUGUGACAUUUGCAAAGGAGAAGAUUGAUGCGGUGGACGAAGAAAAGAAGAUAUUAUCUUACAGCGUGAUCGAAGGGGACCUGCUGAAAUUCUACAAGAGCUUCAAGGCCACACUGACGGUGAGCGCAAAGGGAGAAGGGAGUUCGGUGAUAUGGGUAUCCGAGUACGAGAAGGCAAGCGAUGAGAUUCCCGAUCCGAGCAUCAUCCGAGACUUUGCGGUCGACAACUUCGCAAAGCUUGAUGCCUAUCUCAAGGCAUAGUAUGAUCAAGUAAUACCUCCAUUGUUGUUUGUUUCAAUGAGUGUUUUAUCUCGUGGAUGUAAUAGUAAAUAAGGUGGAGUACUCCCCGAAGACUCUGCAGUUUUAUAUGUUAUGAUUCCAUCUCAGUUUCAUGAGUAUUUGAUUUAGUCCAUAGUGUGAGCUGCAUUAUCAAUUUGCUCAGAUGGAUUAAUGUACUGCUUGUUCUGAAUAUAGCAUUGAGCUGUUCUAUGUCA
Molecule: messenger RNA, 818 nt
Organism: Rhododendron vialii
Lineage: Eukaryota; Viridiplantae; Streptophyta; Magnoliopsida; Ericales; Ericaceae
Product: MLP-like protein 423
Exons: 2
Coding region: 130-585 (151 amino acids)
Biological process (GO): abscisic acid-activated signaling pathway; defense response
Molecular function (GO): signaling receptor activity; protein phosphatase inhibitor activity; abscisic acid binding
Source: RefSeq, a predicted model, not a curated record